Gopherus evgoodei (Goodes thornscrub tortoise) is the source of this 3238-nucleotide messenger RNA. It is a transcript of the gene FGD1, whose product is annotated as FYVE, RhoGEF and PH domain containing 1. Gene Ontology annotation, biological process: filopodium assembly; cytoskeleton organization. Gene Ontology annotation, cellular component: cytoplasm. Gene Ontology annotation, molecular function: guanyl-nucleotide exchange factor activity. The record is from RefSeq and is a predicted model, not a curated record. The transcript is spliced from 10 exons. Bases 1673 to 3238 code for a protein of 521 amino acids. Lineage: Eukaryota; Metazoa; Chordata; Testudines; Testudinidae.
GGGGAGCCAGCCAUGCUCCGGCAGCUGGCGAUUUGGGAUGCGAAGGCCGAACCAGCCGGCUGGGAAGCCUUCGAUGGGGCCCACCAGGCCCGAGCGGCGGCGAAGACAAGUCUAGCGUGUCUGUAAUCAAGGGGCGUUCCUCGCCGUGUGUGGUUCCUUUCCAGCGCCUGGCUCUGCGCCUUUAAAUCCUCCCCCCAUUGUUCCCAUCUCUUGUGGUUUGAAGCAUUUUAUCCCAGAGCAGGAGGGAUUUUUUCCCCCUACCAUGUGCAGGCAGGGAAAGAAACCGGGGGCUGGAUUUAGCAGCAGAUUUCAGAGAUUUCCCCCCCUCUCCUCAAGAGAAAACUUCCGGGCCUGCCAGAGGUGGAUUUCCCUGCUUGGACUCACCAGCCAGUUGGAUUUCGAAGAAACGGAGUGAACGUCCAGCUUGGCUUUUGUUAGGCAAUAGCCCUUACAGCUGAGGCCGAAGUGGGAAACCAGCCACCACCUAGUUUGAAACCAACAAAUCGGAGUUUACACCUGGUUUGGAACUUAGGAAUCGGAGCUUCCAACUGGUUUGAAACGGAGAGAUCCUGGUUGACAAUUGGUCUGACGCUUCCAAAGCAAGAGAUCAGAGUCUACGAGUGAAGUGAAACCGAGACAGCAGCCGUUACGGCUGGUUUGUGACUUGGGAGCUUACAACCAGGCUGCAGCUAAGAAGGCAAGAAAUCAGGACUGGUCUGAAACGGACGAUGACAGCAAUCGGUGCUCACGGCUGCUGGGGAGCCGAACAUGGGAGUUUACACCGGAUUUGAAAGGCACGAAAGAAGACUUCGGAGUUGCUGACCAGUCUGGAUCUUCCUCCCAAGCAGCAGAAAAUAGAUCGGAGCCUGAUCCAAGAAGCGGUGACGCCCGGCUCCCAGUGAGCGAGCUCUCCCUGGAGGAGAUGGGUGGUGACAACUGAUGGGAACCCUGCGAGGAGCAGAGCAGAGGGGAGACUUUCCGAGGCAGCAGUCGGCUGGCCCAGGCGCCGUGGCCGGGGCAGGGAGAGACCCGCGAGUGGAGUCGAGGGAUUGACUGAAGACGAGGACGAGGACAUCGCGUCUGGCUGGGAACGGUUGCCAGCGCGGCCCACACGAAAUCAGCGCUUGGCAACCGACUGAACCCUCCCGGGAGCGAGGAGGUCGGGGUUUGGCAAAGCCCGAGCUGGGGGAGCAGCUGCCUGUUGCCGUGGCUGCAGCGCAGCCCCCCCAGCCCGGAGGAACCCCUGGAUUUCGUUUUGGACGAGGGCUGCCCGAGGCCUUGCUGCGUGGCUCAGCCUGCGUGGAUGGAAAUCCCACGUGGGCUGGGUGUUUUCCCACUGUCCUCGCUCUGGUUUCGUGGGCAGAGAAGGGGGUAGCGGAUUUUGCAGCAAGCCAGCGGUGCGUGGGGUCCAGUGAGCCGGCUCCCAGACCCCAGCCUUGGAGAAAACGGCCCCCGACCUGUCCCAUGCCUCCAGCCCCACGCUGACGGGGGAGCAGGCGUCUGCGCCCCCCUGGCGAAGGAGACCCACCCUCCGCUCUCUUGCCAGCCUCCCGGUUGGGAUCGGACACCCCUGGCUCAGGAUGUGGCCCGAGAUCCCCGGGGCUUGGGGGGAGCUGGGGCCGGCUCUUGGGGAGCACUGAGUCCCGGAGAGAGGGGAGGGAGGGCUGCAGACAUGCAGAGGACCAGUAUGAUCGGGAUCCCAAGCCUGGAGCAAGCCGGAUCCUUCUCCCAGCAGUUCAAGGCCACGCGGUUCUCCUAUCACCUGGAGAGCGGGGCCGGCGGGCACCGAGCUGGCCCCCCGGGCCAGGGCUCCCGGCGGCUGGUCAAGAGUCUGUCCCUGGAGCCGCGAAGCGAACCCUGGCGUCCGGAGACUGCCCAGCGCCUCAGCUCAGACCCUGGGCCCCACAGCGACGGGGGGGAGCCCCGAACCGCCCUGCCCAGGCGGGCCCCGGGCCCCAAACCACAGGUCCCGCCCAAGCCAGGUCACCUCCAGAGCGACCAUCCCCCGCGGCCCCCGCCCCCCAUCCCCCCACCCCCCUCACGCCCCCUCCCGGCCAACCCCCGCCUGGGCCCCCGGAGCCCCCUGACGCUGCACCCCGAGGCCCAGGAUGGAGCUGGCUCCACGGCCGUCUUGUCCCUCAUUGAGAAGUUUGAGAGAGACCCUGUAAUCCCAACCCCGGAGCAGCCACCCUCCCCCACCAGCCCGGACCCGCUGGGCCCUGGGGAGGCCAGCGCAGCAGAUGUAACCCCCAAGCUACUGGCGCUUUGGGAUCUGCCGGGGGGGCAGGAGUCGGGACCAGCCGGGCGGGGGGACCAGGCCCCCUGCCUGCCUCCCCCGGCCCCCAGCGGGAAACUGGCCAACCGGGACAGCGGCUUUGACAGCAUCAGCUCCCCCUCCACCAGCCAGGAGCUGGGCUUCGGGGGGGAUGAGGUGCAGGGCGACGGGGGGGGCAUCCCGGGCCCCCCCCCCAGCCUCGACUCCGAGGUGGACAGUGACCUGGACGAGGGGAGCGGGGACGACGGGGAGCCGGGGCCGGGCUCGGGGCCCCCCCGGGCCGAGAGAGACAACGGGCCGGAGCUCACAGCUCCCCAAAAAGCCUUCCACAUCGCCAAUGAGCUGCUGCAGACAGAGAAGGCUUACGUCGCCCGGCUGCACCUGCUGGAUCAGGUGUUCUGUGCCCGUCUCCUGGAGGAAGCCCGCAGCAGAAGCUCUUUCCCUGGUGACGUGGUGAUGGGGAUUUUCUCCAACAUCUGUUCCAUCUACUGUUUCCAUCAGCAGUUCCUGCUGCCCGAGCUGGAGAAGCGCAUGCAGGAAUGGGACAGGCACCCCUGCAUCGGGGACAUACUGCAGAAGCUGGCGCCGUUUCUCAAGAUGUACGGGGAGUAUGUCAAGAACUUCGACCGGGCCAUGGAGCUCGUCAACACCUGGAUGGAGCGAUCCGCCCACUUCAAGCUGAUUGUCCACCAGAUCCAGAUGGAGGAGGCCUGCGGGAAUCUCACCCUGCAGCACCACAUGCUGGAGCCCGUCCAGAGGAUCCCCCGUUACGAGCUUCUGCUCAAGGAUUAUCUGCAGCGCCUGCCCCCUGGCGCCCCGGACAGCAAGGAUGCAGAGAAGUCCCUGCAGCUGAUUGCGACGGCAGCGGAGCAUUCGAACGCCGCCAUCCGCAAAAUGGUAGGAUGGGGUCCGAAGUCCAUGGAAGACUACGACUCCCACGAGGCUUUGCGCUCAGACGCUUGA